This is a messenger RNA of Lolium rigidum, 2000 nucleotides long. Its product is annotated as poly(A) polymerase I-like. NCBI's taxonomy places the organism in Eukaryota, Viridiplantae, Streptophyta, Magnoliopsida, Poales, Poaceae. Gene Ontology annotation, molecular function: RNA binding; nucleotidyltransferase activity. Gene Ontology annotation, biological process: RNA processing. The record is from RefSeq and is a predicted model, not a curated record. The transcript is spliced from 14 exons. The coding region runs from base 1 to 1635 and encodes 544 amino acids.
AUGACGGCGGCUCGACGGUGCACCGACCUCUCCUCGCUCUCCCCCCCGCCCGCCCUCCUCUCCCGCCUCAGCUCCGCGGCCUCCCGUCUUCUCCAGACGAGGCAGUACGGCUCGAGGAAGGAGGGAGAUGGCGGCGGUAUGCGGAACGCACGGUCAAGUUCCGGUUCAAGGCCAGGGUUCAUCGACCGUUCGUCGUGGAGGUGUUUCGACUCGAGAGCUGUAGGGAUUCACCCGGGCGCUAUACCUCUCAAUUGCUGGUCCGUUCUACAAAAGCUGAAACGGAAAGGGUUUGAAGCUUAUCUUGUCGGGGGAUGUGUGAGAGAUCUGCUACUGAACAGGCCACCAAAAGAUUUCGACGUGAUCACGACUGCAAGUCUCAAACAGAUAAAGAAACUCGUUUUCAAACGCUGUUUCAUCAUUGGCACACGCUUUCCAAUAUGCCAGGUUCAUAUGCGGGGCUCAACGUUCGAGGUUUCAAGCUUCAGCACAAACUGUUCAGAAGAGUCUGGUGGUGAUGAUCAAGGGGAUAUUCUUCGCUGGAAGAAUUCGUUGAAAAGAGAUUUUACAAUAAAUAGCCUAUUCUUUAACCCAUUCAAUAACAGAGUUUAUGAUUAUGUGAAUGGAGUAAUGGAUCUAAGAAAAAACAAGGUCUGUACAGUGAUUCCUGCCCACGUUUCUUUCAAGGAGGAUUCUGCCAGGAUUUUGCGUGGCUUGAGAGUUGCCGCUCGCCUUGGCUUUCAGUUCUCCAGCGAAACUUCUACUGCAAUACGAGAUCUUUCUCCUUCCAUCAUAAAUAUUGACAAGUCAAGGUUGAUGAUGGAAAUGAGAUAUAUGCUAUCUCAUGGGGCGGCAGAGUCUUCCAUUAGAUUGCUUAGCAACUAUGGACUUCUCGAUAUUUUGCUUCCUUUUCAAGCAGCAUAUUUAUCAGAUCAGAUGAAGGGUAGAUCAAGUGACAGAGAUCUGAUGCUUAUGAAACUAUUGGCUAAUCUUGAUAAGUUUUUUUCUGCUGACUGGCCAUGCCAUAGCUCUUUGUGGUUAGGGCUGUUGGCAUUUCACACUGCAUUGGUUAAUGCUCCACAAGGCGCCCAGGUAAUCAAGGCUUUUGCUGCACUGAUGCAUUUCGGAACAUGGGACAGCGCUGUAGAGUUCUUGAAACAAGAUGUUGGAGCACCAGCUAUAUUUGUUCCAGAAGCUCUGGGGCCUUCUCAGGCAAAACUGGAUGAUAAUCUUAUGAAACAAAUAUCACAGCUGGCAUCACUAGUCAAUUCUUCGGUUGAUACAUUUACAUGUUUAGAUAGUCUCAAGCAAUCAUUGGCCAGACAUCCGAAAGUUUCACAAUUUUCAGGAGUUGUUUUCGUAUCGGCCAGGGAGAGGAGCAGAGUGCUGGGGAUAUUUAAGGGCCUUGAUUCUGACUUAACUUCAUAUGUCGAGACCAGAGGUAUGCAUGGGAUUGACUACAGGUUGAUGGAAUAUGGGGAUGCUCGCGAGGUCCGGUUUGUUCUCGGGAAAGUGAUCUUGGACACUAUGCGUGAAGAAUCACCGCCUGCAUCCACCGAUGACGCUGCUGCUGCUUCUGCAAAGCCAGUGGCGGAUCAUACUGAUGGAGUUCAUCAUCCACUGUCCUCGUUAUUUUAGUGGAGAAUCAUAGUGAAGCAGCUACCAAGACUCAACAUCACAUCUGUUUUCCAUGAAUGCUGCUGAGCGCAUCGAAGUUCUCAGAUUUUGCUGGUGUGAAGGAUGGGCAAUACGAACUUGGUGCUGUAUUUUUUUUUUUUGUCGUAGCUGAGCUUGAUGCCCUCCUAGUUGUAGAAGAUUGAGCAUAGGCUGUAGAGAUGAAAGAUGUUAGGUUAUCUUGUGUACUUUUUGUCUGGUUUACUAGUAGGCAUGUAAGUGUGCAAGAGUUAGAGUGCACUGUGAGCAUGUGUGGCUGUGUUCUAAAAGAUUCAAUAAGAAAGUGAGUUCAGAUUAGGCAAAAUGGAAAUUCCGUUAUCAUUUGAUUC